AUGUUUACGUUUGCAGCUCAGCUGGUGAACUUUGUUCAUCGGCUGCUGAGGUGCAGUGGGCAUGAAGGUGAUCGGCCCCGGCUUCUCCCUGGCGUGAGGUAUCCGUUCCGUCCCAUAGCUGAGAGUCCCACGCCGCCCGCAGAGGACCAGGUUGCAGAAAGAAGAACAAGUGGAGACAAGAACCUGUGGAUGUGGAGAAAAGUCCUCGUCGCCUGGAUUCUUCUGAGGGACUCUCAGUGCAACGCCAGGACAAGGGAUAGUAAGCAGGUAGAGGGCAACGCGGAGGAGGCGGCGGCGCUACGGCGCAGGCCAGGCCUCGGGGCUGCUGCACCCAUCCAGACCGCCGCUAUGGUGAAACUGGCCAACCCAGUGUACACCCAAUGGAUCCUAGAGGCCAUCAAGAAAGUGAAGAAGCAGAAGCAGCGACCGUCGGAGGAGCGCAUCUGCAAUGCGGUGUCCAUGUCCCACGGUUUGGACCGUAAAACGGUCCUGGAACAGCUGGAGCUCAGCGUCAAGGAUGGCACCAUACUUAAGGUCACCAACAAGGGGCUCAACUCCUACAAAGACCCCGACAACCCUGGGCGCUUGGCCCUGCCGAAGCCCAAAAGUGGUGGCAGCUCUGCAGGAGGUGCAUCAUCAGGUGGAGGAGGAGGAGGUGGCGGCGGUGGAGGCACCGCCACCACCACCAGCAGCAGCAGCAGCAGUGGAACAUCUCACUCCCAUUCGGGGAAGAAACCAGGACUGGACUGGAACAAGCUGAUCAAGCGGGCGCUGGAGGGGCUCCACGAGCCCGGCGGCUCCGGCUUAAAGAACAUCGAGCGCUUCCUCAAGUGUCAGGCCGACGUGGCGGCCUACCUGUCGGGCAGCGGGUCCAUGGGCCCCGGCCUCUUCCACCAGCAGCUCCGGGUGGCCCUGAAGAGGGCCGUCGCCCACGGCCGCGUGGCCAAGCAGGGCCCGCUCUUCCAGCUCAUCAGCCGCAGCAGCUCCCAGGACGACGGCACCGGCACCGUGUCCCUGGAAUCCCUUCCGCCUGUCCGGCUGCUGCCCCACGAGAAAGACAAGCCCGUGGCCGAGCCCAUCCCCAUCUGCAGCUUCUGUUUGGGGACCAAGGAGCAGAACCGCGAUAAGAAGCCGGAGGAGCUCAUUUCCUGCGCCGACUGCGGCAACAGCGGCCACCCGUCCUGUCUCAAGUUCUCCCCAGAGCUCACGGUGCGAGUCAAGGCUCUGUGGUGGCAGUGCAUCGAAUGCAAGACUUGCAGCAGCUGUCAGGAUCAAGGCAAGAACGCGGACAACAUGUUGUUCUGUGACUCCUGUGACCGGGGCUUCCACAUGGAGUGCUGUGAUCCUCCCCUCACGCGGAUGCCUAAAGGCAUGUGGAUUUGUCAGAUCUGCCAGCCCAGGAAAAAGGGAAAGACGCUCUUACAUGAAAAGGCAGAACAAAUCAAGCGGCGUUACAGUGCCCCACUGGGGCGGCCGAAAAACAGGCCGGGUCGGCCCUUUAAGAAACUGGGGGGGCGAGGCCGGCGGAAGCGCUCCACCUCAGCCCACUCCUCCUCCAGCUCCUCCUGCGAGGGUUACCCCGGCGACGACCGGCUGCUCUUUUCCAUGCGGGGAGACGACGAGCAGUCGCACAGCAGCCUGCGCUUCAACAACAAGACCAAGGGCCUCAUCGACGCCCUCACCAAGUUCUUCACGCCGUCGCCGGAGGGCCGCAAGGCCCGGCAGGAGGUGGUGGACUACUCGCAGCAGUGCCGCAUCCGGAAGAAGAGCAGUCGCAAAGACGGAGACGACAGGGGAGAAAAUCAGGACGGCAGCGACUGGCGUGACGAGGACGAAAAACUGCCCGGCCACGAGAACCUGACGGAAAAAGACAUAGAACUGUUCCGACACAUCCAGGAGCUGGCUCUACAGAAAGUCGGGGUGACGGGCCCUCCAGACCCUCAGAUGCGCUGUCCAUCGGUUAUCGAAUUUGGCAAGUUUGAAAUCCAGACGUGGUAUUCAUCUCCCUACCCGCAGGAGUACAGCAGACUACCCAAGCUUUACUUGUGUGAGUUCUGCUUGCGCUACAUGAAGAGUCGGAGCAUCCUCUACCAGCACAUGAAGAAGUGUAGCUGGUUCCACCCCCCUGCCAACGAGAUCUACAGGAAGGACGACGUCUCCGUGUUUGAGGUGGACGGAAAUGUGAGCACAAUCUACUGUCAGAACCUGUGUCUGUUGGCCAAGCUCUUCCUGGACCACAAGACCCUCUACUAUGACGUGGAGCCCUUCCUUUUCUACGUCCUGACCCAGAACGACAGCAAAGGCUGCCACCUCGUCGGCUACUUCUCCAAGGAGAAACACUGUCAGCAGAAGUACAACGUGUCGUGCAUCAUGAUUCUUCCACAGUACCAGCGCAAAGGCUACGGCCGCUUUCUCAUCGACUUCAGCUACUUACUGUCAAAGCGAGAGGGACAGCCGGGAUCUCCGGAGAAGCCGCUCUCAGACCUGGGCCGGCUGUCCUACAUGGCCUACUGGCGGAGCGUGGUUCUGGAGUGUCUCCACGAGGUCUGCGACCGGCAGAUCAGCAUCCGACAACUCAGCAAACUGACGGGCAUCUGCCCGCAGGACAUCACCUCCACCCUGCACAGCCUGGGCAUGCUGGAGCAGCGGGGGGACAGGCUCGUGUUGGUGCGACGGGAUAAGCUGGUGUCCAAUCACAUGUCCCGACUGAGGGCCCGGCCGCGGCAGCUGGACGUCGACCCCGAAUGCCUCCGCUGGACGCCGGUCAUCGUGACCAACACUGUGGUCUCCGACGCCGACGGAGACGACGACGAGGAGGACGAAGAACCGGCGGAAGACAAUCGCAAAGAGAUUAAAGCGGGUCACAAGGCUCCGCCCGUGUCGUGGCAAAUGAGGCGAGCGGAGACGAGGGAGGAAGAGGAGGACGAUGAGGACGAGGAGGAGCGGAAGGGUUUUCUGGGGUUUCCCAUCAGCCAGAGCUCCCCGUCCGCCGUCCCCGUCCGCUGUCCGCAGCCUGUCCCUGAUGCGCCCCGCCCCCCUCUGCCAACCAACGGAGAGCGAAGGCCCCGGGGCCGCCCGCCCAAGAACUGGCCCUGGGGCAAGGUGAAGAACAGCGCCCGGGUGGGGCGGCCACCCAAGAUCCGGCCCGUGGACGACGAGGACGAGGAGGAGGAGGAGACCCGAGGGGGGAAGCUGGCGGGGUCCUCCACGGGCCCGCCCUCGCUCUUCUCCUUAGACAGGCAGGCGGACGCCGCGGCCUUCCACGCGCUGGACAUGGCCCGCCACCCGCCCAUAGCCCCCAACCGCAGAGGGAGGCCCCCCAGGAAAAAGAGGGGCCCCAAGCCCCGGCUGUCCGAGGGGCCCGGGGAGGGCCUGCCGCAGCUUCCCGUGAUGUCCAGGCUGAGCGAGGGGCUGCCCCUCAGGAAAAGCUGCCUCUUCGAGAGCAGCGGCGACGAGGAGGAGGACGACGACGAGGACGAGGAGGAGGGCAGAGGGUGCUCCCCCCCCAUCCUCACCAAGCCAGCCAUGGGGCUCAAAUGCAAGAAGCCUCUGAAGAGGCCCCGUUUUCGCCAGCGCAGCCAUCCCCAAAGCAGCGUGGUGACCGAGACCAUUUCCGAGACCACCGAGGUGCUGGACGAGCCCUUCGUGGACUCGGACUCAGAGAGGCCGAUGCCCAGGCUGGAGGAGGAGAUGUCGCUGGGCCACCCGCUGCGGCGCUACCCCCCAGCCAGACCCGCCCUGAGGCUGUCCGACCCCGCCGCCAAGAGGGGCCGGCUCGCCACUUUGAGUGACUCAGAGGAAGACGAGCUCACUCCCGUGCUGAAGCCUGCGGCCGCUCUUUCGGCCACAGCCUCGGAGAUGCCGGCGGCCACCCCCGACGCCCCGGUCAAGAAGAAGAAGGGCUGGCCAAAGGGCAAGAGCCGCAAACCGCUGCACUGGAAGAAACGAGGGCCGGGGAAGCCACCCGGCGGGGGUCCCAACCAGCAGGCGGGCGCCGACGGCCAGAGCCGGGACCCGCAGCCCCCCAAAAUCAAAAUGAAGCCGGGCCGCAAGCCCCGGAGCUGGUACCUGCAGCGCGCCCAGGAGGAGGCGGAGCGCCAGCGGCUGCUGCAGCCGGACAAAGAGCCCCAGCUGCUGCCCGCGGGCGAGCACAACGCCAAGGCGGCGAGCCGAGACCCCAAGCCCAAGGACUCGGACGAAGAGGACGACUACUUCACCAAGCCCGUGGAGCAGAAGGUGCCCAAAAGGCGGGGGAGGCCGCCCAAGAACCGCGCGCUCCUCCAGCCGCCGCAGCCCGCCCCCAAGCCCCCCCCGACCUCCGAGCCCGAGGAGGAGGAGGAAGACGAGGAGGAGGAGGAGGACGCGGAGCGAGCCUGGGAGGAGGACAAGCCCAGCCGCCCGCCCUCCCGCCCCCUUCUGUCGCCCUCCUCUUCUUCGUCACACUCGGGGGCCCGGGCCCCGCCGCCCCGGCCCCAGGACGUGGACGUGGGCGACCGGGAGGUAGACGACGACGACGACGAGAGGGAAGAAGAGGAAUGCGGCGGCGGCCCGGGCAGGCGGGCGGCGGCGGCGGCGGCGGCCUCGGGAAGCCGGCGCAGCGAGGAGCACGACGCCGACGACGAGGGCGACGGCCACCUGGAGGACAAAAGCAACGGCGGCAAGAAGAGGAAGGGCCAGGAGUCGGACGAGGAGGAGGAGGACGAAGAGGAGGAGGAGGAGCCCGCCUCGCAGGCCAACUCCCCGCCCGUCAAAGAGGAACCCCAAGGCGCCGAGCCUUUUUUAGACAUGGAGAACAGCGUGACCCGGGACUACGUCAGCAAGCAGGAGGAGGACGAAGAGGAGGAGGAGGCUGAGGAGGAGGGCCCGGACGCCAAGGGCCGGCCCUCCUCGGCCGACCCGCAGCAGGAGGAGCGGCGGCGCCGCGAGCAGGAGGAGUCGGCGGCGGCGGCGGCGGCGGUGGAGACGGUGACGGCCAUGGCGGUGUCCUCGGAGCCCAUGCAGCUGCCGCCGCUGCACCCCGAGGACAAAGACGUCACGCUGCUGAUGGAGCCGCCGCACGCCCACCCGCACGCCGACUUCAAGGAGGAGCUGGGCCACCACCACCACCACCACCCGCACCACCCCCACCACCACCACCCCAACGAGCUGGACCUGGAGACGGUGCAGGCCGUCCAGUCGCUGACCCAGGGCGAGGCGCAGGACGAGGAGGCGGAGCCGCAGCCGCACCACGGCGCCUACCAGGACUGCGAGGAGACGCUGGCCGCCUGCCGGACGCUGCAGAGCUACGGCCACGGGGGCGAGGCCGAGGAGGAGGCGCUGGCCCUGGUGGAGGAGUGCGGCGCCUCGCAGCACAGCAGCCCCCUGCCCACGCCCCCCGUGCCCCCCCUGCCCAGCCAGUCGGUGCGCUCGGUCAACAGUCCGGGCCUGCCCUCGGGCAUGGUGGACGCCGCCCCGGCCGGCCAGAGGGGAGGCACGCCGGGCCCCCCCGGGUCGGCGGGCGGCGCCGGCUACACCCAGAUCACGCCCGAGCACCCCGGCUCCCUGUCGGCCCCCUCCCAGCAGAACAUGGAGACGUCCCCCAUGAUGGACGUGCCCUCGGUGUCGGACCACUCGCAGCAGGUGGUGGACAGCGGCUUCAGCGACCUGGGCAGCAUCGAGAGCACCACCGAGAACUACGACAACCCCAGCAGCUACGACUCCACCAUGGGCGGGGGCAGCAGCGGGGCCGGGAACGGGGCCGGCGUGGUGGCGGGGGCCCCGGCGGCCCCGGCGGCGGCGGCGGGAGCCUCGUCCUCCUCGGCGUCGGCCACGCCGUCCUCGUCCUCGCAGUCCAGCAGCUGCUCCUACGUGCAGGCGCCCAGCCUGUCCUCCUCCUCGGGGGGCGGGGGCUCCCAGCUGGCCAUGGGCAGCUGCAGCCUCAUCCAGCAGGCGGGGCCGGGGCCCAACGGCGGGCCGGGGGCCGGAAACGUGGGCGGCGCCGUGCCGCAGCCGCCCCCGCCCCCGCCGCCCUCCAACACGCCCGGCUGCGCCAUCAAGUCGCCGCAGAGCUGCGGCGUGAUCGAGAGGCCCCCCAGCACCAACCAGCAGCAGCAGCAGCAGGCGCAGCCCCAGAAGAAGGUCCCCCAGCCCCCCCAGCAGCAGGCGGCCAACGCCCAGCCGCCGCCCUCGGCGCCGCCGCCCCCGCAGCAGCAGGCGCUGUCCCAGUGCAGCAUGGGUAACGGCUUCGCCUCCACGCCCAUGAUCAUGGAGAUCCCCGAGAGCGGGGGCGGCGGCGGGGGCCGCGCCCUCUACGAGCGCAUGGGCCAGGACUUUGGCUCGGGGGGCUACCCCCAGCCCUCGGCCACCUUCAGCCUGGCCAAGCUGCAGCAGCUGACCAACACCAUCAUGGACCCCCACGCCAUGCCCUACUCGCACUCGGCCUCCGUCACCUCCUACGCCACCAGCGUGUCGCUCUCCAACCCGGGGCUGGCCCCCUCCCCGCACACGCCCCUCCCGCAGGGCCAGCCCCCCAUGGCCUCGCCGCCCAACCUGGGCUCGCUGCAGCUGCAGUGCAACAUGCCGGCGGGCAACAUCAGCCUGGGCCCGCCGCACACGCAGCGGCUGCAGGGCCAGAUGACCACGGUCAAGGGCCACAUCUCCAUCCGCUCCAAGGCCACGCAGCAGCUGGCGCCCGCCGCGCACCAGCAGCAGCUGUACGGCCGCAGCUCGGGCGCCGUGGCCAUGCAGGGCACGCCGCGCACCCUGGCCGUGCAGCGCGGCAUGAUGCCCAACCUCAUGCCCACGCCGGCGCCCUACAACUCCAUGAACAUGACGCCGCUCAACGCCAUGUCGGCCGGCUACCGCAUGCCGCAGCCCAUGAUGAACAGCGGCUACCACAGCAACCCGGCCUACAUGAACCAGCCGGCGCAGUACCCCAUGCAGAUGCAGAUGGGCAUGAUGGGGGGGCAGGGCUACCCCCAGCAGCCCAUGCAGCCCAAUCACCACGGCAACAUGAUGUACACCGGCCCCUCUCACCACAGCUACGCCGGAGUGCCCAAGCAGUCCCCGUACAUGAGCAGAUGA
Molecule: messenger RNA, 7062 nt
Organism: Menidia menidia (Atlantic silverside)
Lineage: Eukaryota; Metazoa; Chordata; Actinopteri; Atheriniformes; Atherinopsidae
Source: the annotation of a GenBank genome assembly